AUGCAUGCUCCAUCGUUACCCCCGAUAUACGAAGUACUCGAAGACGACUUUGAGAAGGGCGAGCUAGUCUAUUUCUUACCAAAGAGACAGCAGCCGAGAUUUAGAAGACGGCGACAGUGUGUGCGAGAUGAUACUAGUCAAGGAGUUCUCUCCAUAAUUCUCAUCGCUCUUGGGAUAUUCUUGCUGGGCGUAAUUUCCGCAUUGGCUAUCAUCGAAUAUAGAUCCCAAUAUCCUGCGAACGGUAGCUACGAAACCGGGUUCCAAGAAGAGAAGCUAUUACCACCCAGCUCUAUUGAGCUUGAGCAAGUCCAGUUCAAGCUACCCAUAGACUUUGCGCCAAAUGGAGAUGAGUUCCUCGUCGCCCAGCCCGGCGAUAAAUCUUACAUCGGUACAACUGCGGAUGUCGAUGCUGCUUGGAAGAAACUCCUAUGGGGAAGAUACUUCUCGAUUUCUGAGACCGAGGCGAAGGAAUUAUGGGGAGAUGAAUACUCAGAGUAUUGGGACCACCACAGGAGCGGCUACACGGCAGGGUUUGACAUGUUCCAUCAGCUGCAUUGCCUAAACCAAAUCAGACAGGCCUUACACCGCGACGUCUAUCCGGAAACCCCCCUUCACGGACCCGUCUACACCGACCACUGCUUGGAUCAACUGCGCCAGUCGAUAAUGUGUUGGGGCAGUACAGCUGUCGUCCCGUUAAAGUACUUCAAGGGGUACGGCAGUGAAUACGUAAAGACUGAUGCGGUUCACACGUGUCGGAAGUUCGAGCCAAUCCAGGAUUUCGUGUCCGAGAGAUUCAAUGGAAGCCUCUUUGUCCCGCGUCCUAGUGGAUGGAUUGAUACUUCGGAUAAUGCCUUUUAA
Messenger RNA from Daldinia loculata, 858 nucleotides. RefSeq lists its product as uncharacterized. The transcript has 4 exons. The record is from RefSeq and is a predicted model, not a curated record. NCBI's taxonomy places the organism in Eukaryota, Fungi, Ascomycota, Sordariomycetes, Xylariales, Hypoxylaceae. Gene Ontology annotation, biological process: mycotoxin biosynthetic process. The coding region runs from base 1 to 858 and encodes 285 amino acids.